Molecule: messenger RNA, 2192 nt
Organism: Metopolophium dirhodum (rose-grain aphid)
Lineage: Eukaryota; Metazoa; Arthropoda; Insecta; Hemiptera; Aphididae
Product: serine/threonine-protein kinase polo-like
Exons: 10
Coding region: 316-2052 (578 amino acids)
Biological process (GO): mitotic cell cycle; protein phosphorylation; regulation of cytokinesis
Cellular component (GO): nucleus; cytoplasm; centrosome
Molecular function (GO): protein binding; ATP binding; protein serine/threonine kinase activity
Source: RefSeq, a predicted model, not a curated record
AGUACUAUAUUGUUAAUAUUGUUUAAUAUAGUUUUUUUAAAUUACAAUUUAAUAUUUAUGUACUUCGUUAUGUAUGUAGAAAAGAAGUUUGUGUAAUGCGUUUUCGAUUUUUGCGUCGUCUACUCAGUACUCGUCUCUUGUGUGUUAGUGACGACUGACGACCGGGACACUGAGUACUGACGAAACUAAUAAAUAUAGGUAGCGAUUCUUAAUAUUUAUGUAGAUUGCGUACCACCAUAUCCCAGUUGCAGUUCUAGUUCGACAAUAAUAACAUUGAUAUUAUAUAAUAUAAUAAUAUUAUUAUUGACCAUCAAUAUGUCCAAAUCUAAGGAGGACGACGUCAAAAUCCCGGAUGUGAUUAUUGACACUAAGAACCACAAGAAGUAUAAGAAAUGCAGCUUUCUAGGAAAGGGUGGUUUUGCAAAAUGCUAUGAAAUUAUUGAUAUGAAAACCAAGGAGGUAUUUGCAGGAAAAAUUGUGUCGAAAAAAUAUCUUUUGAAACAUAAUCAAAAAGAUAAAAUGACUCAAGAAAUAUUUAUUCACAAGGUAUUGAAUAACAAAAACAUUGUUUCUUUUCAAAGUUUUUUUGAGGAUAAGGAUUUUGUCUAUAUUGUUUUGGAGCUUUGUCGAAAAAGAUCUAUGAUGGAGCUUCACAGGAGAAGGAAAACACUUACUGAACCUGAAACUCGUUACUAUAUGCAUCAAAUUCUCCAAGGUACAUUAUAUUUACAUCAACAAAACAUUAUUCAUCGGGAUCUGAAGUUAGGAAAUUUAUUCUUAAAUGAUGAAAUGGAAGUUAAAAUAGGGGAUUUGGGUUUAGCUGCAAAAAUUGAAUUUGUUGGACAGCGUAAAAAAACAUUAUGUGGUACUCCAAACUAUAUUGCUCCAGAGAUUCUCAGUAAAACAGGUCAUAGUUUUGAAGUGGAUGUAUGGUCUAUUGGUUGUAUUAUGUAUACACUGUUAGUUGGAAAACCACCAUUUGAAACAAACUCUUUGAAAGAAACAUAUGCACGAAUUACACGAUGUGAUUAUAAUAUACCUUCUCAUUUAAAUAAGAAUGCUAGAACACUUAUUGAAAAAAUGCUUCAAUUUGACCCUAAAAAACGUCCUCUAGUUUCUGAAAUAUUGAAAGCUGACUUCUUUACUAUUGGUUAUAUGCCUAAAAAGUUGCCGCCAUCUUGCCUAACUACGGCACCUCGUUUUGAUUCUAUCAAUUAUAGAGAAUCAAUUUCUAAUCGUAGACCACUAAUUGAACUCAACAGUCCGAAACCUGCUGUUAAUAAAUCUGCUUCAAAACCUCAAGACCCAGGUUUAAAACGUCCAAUGUUUACUGUGCCAAGCAGACCUUCCGUUGAAAAUGGUGUAUCUACAAUUGAUUGUAAUGAACAUUUGAUUUCUCUUGAAAAAGAAUUGGAAAGUUUAUUAAAUCAAAAACCAUCUAAGACUAAAAUGAACAAUAUGGAAGAAACCACUGAUCCAGUUGCUCAACCUCUCAUUUGUGUCAGUAAAUGGGUUGACUAUUCUGAUAAAUAUGGAUUUGGUUAUGAAUUAUCCGAUGAUAGUGUAGGGGUCAUGUUUAAUGAUUUUACCCGAAUUGUACUAUUGGCUAAUUUAAAGGAUGUCCACUAUAUAGAAAAAAAUGGCUUUGAACAAUACUAUACUAUUGACCAAACACCACCGACAUUGGAAAAGAAAAUUAAGUUGUUGAUGUACUUCAGGCGAUACAUGGAUGAUCAUCUUAAUAAAGCUGGAGAGGAUUUAUUAGCUAAAGAUGCAGAUCAAUUGAGUCGUACUCCAUAUCUGUACCAGUGGUUUAGAUCUACUUCGUCAGUUAUUAUGCAACUCACAAAUGGGACUCUACAAAUUAACUUCACAGAUCAUACAAAAGUCAUAUUGUGUCCACUAAUGAAAGCUGUGACGUUUGUUGAAGAAAAUAUUUUUCGUACAUACCGUUUCAAUACAAUUGUGGAACAUGGCUGUAGUCCUGAAUUUGAAAAAUGCUUACGUUAUGCUCACAAGAAAAUUGGCUUUAUAUUGAGAAAUAACAAAUAAUAAUUUACUUUUGGAGUACUAAUUUAUGUUUAAAAUUUAAAAGUUAAAAUCAAGAGGCAUUAUAUAUAUAGGUUGUAAACAAUUUUUGUUAUAAAGAUGUAUUAUACUUAAGCUUAUUAUUUUUAUUAUUAAAUACAAUU